Messenger RNA from Symbiodinium sp. CCMP2456, 1506 nucleotides. The record is from the annotation of a GenBank genome assembly. Lineage: Eukaryota; Dinophyceae; Suessiales; Symbiodiniaceae.
AUGUUGCGCGUGAGCUGCAGCGUUUUGGUUCGAUGGCACUGCGUUGUCGUUAGCUUCCGUUUUGCCAAAUCCAAGCCCCGUCUGCUUUCAGAGGGCAUCUUCAUGCCAUUUGGCCCGUUUUCUUCCAGUGUCGGUGUUGGCCGAGCAGAACCGGAAUGGGCUGCACUCAACAAAGUGCAAGACAUCGUUGGCAAGGAUCCAAUUUUCGAGUCCGGUGACGUCUCGGAGGCUCCUUUGAAGCUGGAAGACGCAAUUUUGAGUGGAGAUGUCAGCACAGCGCCGGAGUCGACCGACCUGCUCAUCGUGGGAGCUGGGCUCUCUGGUGCUGUGUUGGCCGAGCGUUGCAGCAAGGAGCUGGGCAUGACUUCGUUGAUCAUCGAUAAGAGGGAUCACAUCGGCGGCAACUGCUACGACUAUGUCGAUUCGAACGGCAUCCGCUGUUCCAAGUACGGUGCACACCUAUUCCACACCCAGUUCGAGCGGGUUUGGGAAUACGUGUGCAACUUUUCUGAGUGGAUCCCCUUCGAUCACCGUGUGAAAGGCUUGGUGGAAGACAAGGCCGGCGUAAAGCGAUUGGUCCCUAUUCCACCCACACAGGAGACUGUCAGUACCCUCUUCGAGGAGAGCGUGUGCAGCGAGGCUGACAUGCAGGCCUGGUACGACAAGGAGCGGCUGCUUCCUCCGGGUGGAGAACCCAAAAACGGGGAAGAAGCAGCGCUCAGCCGUGUUGGGCCAAGGCUCUUCGAGAAAGUCUUUAAGCACUACACCAAGAAGCAGUGGGACAAAUACCCUGCUGAGCUGGACGCAAGCGUGCUGCUGCGACUGCCGUGCAGAACUUCAACCGACGAUCGGUACUUCCCCGACCCAUGGCAGGCGUUGCCACGGAGGGGCUACACGCGGAUCUUCGAGAAUAUGUUGCUCAGGGAUCCGAACAUCAGCAUCCGUCUGAACUGCGACUUCUUUCAGCUGAAGGAGGCCGGCAGAUUGCCGAAGCACAAGCUGCUCGUGUACACAGGUCAGAUUGAUAGUUACUACGCAGCGCUGGGAAUGCCAAAACUGGAAUAUCGAUCCCUGCGCUUCGAGGAGGAGUUCGUCCCUGAGCCGGACGGCGGCUUUUUCCAAGAGGCAAUGGUGGUCAACCACCCCUCGCCGGACGUGCCCUUCACUCGAAUUGUAGAGUACAAACACGUCCCGAACCAGCCGCAGGAGGUGAAAGACGGCAGGGUCAAAGGGACUCUCAUCGCCAGAGAAUACUCCUCAGCAGAAGGGGAGCCGUACUACCCGGUGCCAAACCCUGCCAACAGGGCGCUCUAUGAGAAAUAUGCAGACCUCGCGGCGCGCGAGGAGGGGGUGGCAUUUGUGGGACGGCUCGCGUCGUACAAGUACUUCAACAUGGACCAGGCCAUUCUGAAUGCGCUGGAAAUGUUUGACAAUCUGAAGGAGACUGGCAAGUUGGAGCCCAAGCGGAAACCUGAAGAUUUCGGUCCUGGUGACGGCCCGAAGUAG